AUGAGGGGGAUCUGUGCCUCCUACCAGCUCCUGCCCGACAAGGAUGAGGAGCUGCCUGUGGGAUGUGGGGAGCUGGCCGGAGAGGGGCAGCCAGGCUGGGAGGGAGCCCCAGCAGCGGCCCCGGCACUGGAGGAGCCAUGCAGGCUGGCACUGAGCACACCGAGCAGCAUCCUGCAGGACAGGGAGAUCCAGGUGCUGGGCUCCCACCUGCCCCCCCGGCUGACACAGCAGCGCUGGCACCUGCUGUGCUGCACCAGGUGGGACGGCUUCAGCCUGCGGACCCUGUACCGGUUCAGGGGCCAGCUAGGCUCCCCCACCCUGCUGCUCAUCAGGGACACAGAGGCACAGCCGGCCUUCGGUGCCUUCUCUGUCACCACCAUUCGCUGCAGCAAUGGCUUCUACAGGACAGGGGAGACCUUCGUCUUCUUCUCCCCGGACCUGAAGGUGUUCAGGUGGAUGGGCAGGAACAACUUCUUUGUGAAAGGGGACAUAGACCUGCUGAUGAUUGGUGGGGGCAGCAGUAAAUUUGGGCUGUGGCUGGACAGAGACCUGCACUACAGGGGCAGCCACCCCUGCGAGACUUUUGACAAUGAGACCCUCUCACCCGGGGAAGAGUUCUGCAUCCAAGACCUGGAAGUGUGGGGCCUGGCCUGAUCCUGCCACCCACACCUGUGGACAGAGGUGGCAUCAGCGGGGAUGCUUUGGGACCGAUGUCUCGUGCACAGCUGUUCCCUGCCAACACUCACCGAGCCUGCUGGGAUGGUGCACAGCCUCACCCUUGCCUCCCUCCACCCUGUCCCCAGCAAUGUCUCCAUUUCAUGUGCCAACAGCUGGUAGGGGCAGCAUGAUGGGGACAGGCU
Molecule: messenger RNA, 860 nt
Organism: Harpia harpyja (harpy eagle)
Lineage: Eukaryota; Metazoa; Chordata; Aves; Accipitriformes; Accipitridae
Gene: TLDC2
Product: TBC/LysM-associated domain containing 2
Biological process (GO): response to oxidative stress
Cellular component (GO): nucleus
Source: RefSeq, a predicted model, not a curated record